Molecule: messenger RNA, 1022 nt
Organism: Cynara cardunculus var. scolymus (artichoke)
Lineage: Eukaryota; Viridiplantae; Streptophyta; Magnoliopsida; Asterales; Asteraceae
Product: PRA1 family protein E-like
Exons: 1
Coding region: 145-765 (206 amino acids)
Biological process (GO): vesicle-mediated transport
Cellular component (GO): endoplasmic reticulum; Golgi apparatus
Source: RefSeq, a predicted model, not a curated record
GCUUCCACGUUUCCAAUCCUACUUUUUGUAGCACUGCUGGCCUUGUCACCUUUUUGCUCAGAUCUGGUCGCUAAUUCCUCCAUUCAAAUUUAAAUUUGAAGAUCGACGAUUCGGAUUGCUUAUUUCUUUGUUACUGAUCUAACAAUGUCGAAGAACUCAACCGCCGGUUAUGGCACGGUUACGGUUCCAGUUCCGGUUCCGGUUCCGGUCUCCACCAACACCACCGAGGCACCGCCACCAGCAACGCCUCAUAGCAUGAUCGCACGGGCGAGGUACCACACGGAGAACUUCAUCGCACGGCGUCGCCCAUGGAAAGAGUUUUUGAAUUAUUCCGCCAUAACUCGACCGCUAAGCUACGACGACGCCAUGGGACGAUUCAAACGGAACCUUAACUACUUCCGAGUCAAUUACGCCAUGGUGAUCCUUCUCAUACUCUUCCUCAGUCUCAUUUAUCAACCAAUUUCAAUGAUUACGUUUUUGAUCGUAUUCAUCGGUUGGUUUUUCCUUUACUUCUUCCGAGAUCCUCGAAGUCCUGUUGUGAUCUUCAACCAUGUGUUUGAUGAUCGUGUUGUGUUAAUGGCUCUGAGUUUGUUAACAAUCUUCGCAUUGGCAUGUACGGAUGUCGGAGUUAUCAUGUUGGUGGCUUUAGCCGUUGGUGCCGCUGUGGUGGCUAUACACGCCGGAAUCAGGAGCACCGAUGACCUGUUUUUGGAUGAACAAGAGGCCGGCGAUGGCAGUUUGGUUUCUGUAGUUGGUGAUAAAUAGUCAUUAUGAACAACUUACAGUUUGAAUUCAUCAAAUCAAAUCAAAUCAAAUCAAGUGCAGAACACGAUUUCACAAGAUUGAAUCAGGUUUGGUCUCUUGAUCUUUGUAGGCUGCAAUUUUGAAGUACAGUAGGUGAAGAACAUGCUUUUAAUAUUCUUUUUUAUUUUUCCGUUUUGGGUAGUUUGAUUAUUGUUUUGUUGAUCCUAUUCGCCAUUUUUGGAUCUUGAAGCUCGAAUCUCAAGUCCCAUUUCUUUGCU